GCUCUUCCAGCCAACGCAAGAGCGCACGCAGCAGAGCAAAGCUGGCUUCCUCCCAACUCUGACAGCCUUGCUCUCUCCUCCCCCCUCCCCUCGCCGCCGCACUCUACCUAUAUCUCUGCUCCCCCAAACCGUAGUCCCAACACAACACCCAAGCUUCCUCUCCCCUGCCUUUCUCUCUAUCUCUCGCUCUCUCUCGCGCGCACAGGCUCGAAGCAGCUCGCGGAGAUGGCAGAGGAGCCGCAGCCACAGGCCGUCGCUGCCGCCCCGGCCCCGGAGGUGGUCGCGACUGAGAAGGCGCCCGCGGAGGUGGAGAAGAAGGCGGAGGAGCCUGCGGCGACGGAUGCGGCGGAGGCCGAGGCUGAGGAGACGGGCGCGGUCGCCGACGACGGGGGCGCCAUCGAGGCGACCGGGUCUUUCAAGGAGGAGAGCAACCUGGUUGCCGACCUGCCUGACCCGGAGAAGAAGGCGCUCGACGAGUUCAAGCAGCUGAUCGUCGCCGCGCUCGCCGCCGGCGAGUUCAACCUGCCUCCCCCUCCGCCGCCGCCGAAGGCCAAGGAGGCCGCUGCAGAGGAGACCAAGACGGAGGAGCCCGCCAAGGAGGAGGCUAAGACCGAGGAGCAGGCCAAGGAGGAGCCCAAGGCGGACGAGCCGGCCAAGGAAGAGCCCAAGGCGGACGAGCCGGCCAAGGAAGAGCCCAAGGUUGAGGCGGCGGCCGACGAACUCAAGGUCGAGGUCGUUGCCGAGCCAGCAGCUGAGGAGCCGGCCAAGGUCGAGCCCGAAGCUGAGGAGGUCAAGCCGGCCGAGCCGAAGACGGAGGAGGAAGCCGUCGUGGCCACCGAGGAGGGCACCAAGACGGCGGAAGCGAUUGAGGAAACCGUCGCCGCCACCUCGGAGCCGGCGGCGGCGCCGGAUGCAGAGGCGAAGGCGGAGGCAGCCGCGCCAGAACCCGUGCUGAUCUGGGGCGUGCCGCUGGUGGGCGACGACGAGCGCACGGACGCCGUGCUCCUCAAGUUCCUGCGCGCGCGCGAGUUCAAGGUGAAGGAGGCCAUGGCGAUGCUCAAGUCCGCUGUGCUGUGGCGCAAGCGCUUCGGCAUCGCGUCGCUCCUCGACGCCGACCUCGCCUUCCCGGAGCUGGAGAAGGUGGUGUUCUACCGCGGCGCCGACCGCGAGGGCCACCCCGUGUGCUACAACGUCUACGGCGAGUUCCAGGACAAGGAGCUGUACGAGAAGGCCUUCGGCGACGAGGAGAAGCGGGAGCGCUUCCUCAAGUGGCGCAUCCAGCUGCUGGAGCGCGGCAUCCUUUCGCAGCUGGACUUCGCCCCCAGCGGCAUCUGCUCCAUGGUGCAGGUCACCGACCUGAAGAACUCGCCGCCCAUGCUCGGAAAGCACCGCGCCGUCACCCGCCAGGCUGUCACGCUGCUCCAGGACAACUACCCCGAGUUCAUCGCCAAGAAGGUGUUCAUCAACGUGCCAUGGUGGUACCUCGCUGCUAACAAAAUGAUGAGCCCUUUCCUCACACAGCGCACCAAAAGCAAGUUCGUUUUUGCCAGCCAGGCCAAGUCACCUGAGACCCUCUUCAGAUACAUCGCACCGGAGCAAGUUCCUGUCCAGUUCGGAGGCCUCUUCAAGGAAGAUGACCCUGAAUUCACCACCUCUGACUCUGUUACCGAGCUCACCAUCAAAGCUUCAUCCAAAGAAACCAUUGAGAUUCCUGUCACUGAGAAUUCAACAAUUGUAUGGGAGCUUCGAGUGCUUGGUUGGGAAGUUAGCUACGGGGCGGAGUUCACCCCGGACGCUGAGGGCGGAUACACCGUCAUUGUGCAGAAAACAAGGAAGGUUCCUGCAAACGAGGAACCAAUCAUGAAAGGCAGUUUCAAGGUCAGCGAGUCCGGGAAAAUUGUGCUAACGAUCAACAACCCUGCAUCCAAGAAGAAGAAGCUCCUUUACAGAUCCAAGGUCAAGAGCACCAGCGAGUCUGUUUGAGACUUCAGCUGCCUGGGAUCCCUACAGUUUAUGGUCACCAUUGGGGUUUGUUCCCCGAUAGAAGAAGAUAAACCUUUUGUUCUUUAAUUUAAUGGUUUUGUGGUUUUUGGUUUACAUUCCUCAUUUGGUUAUUUAAGACCAGAGCUUGAUUUUGUGAUAGUUGGAAGAAGAGGUUGAUAUGAUAUAAUGACAUCGUGAUGGUUGUUGUUGAGGGUAGUGCAGAGGAGAAAAACUUGGAGCAAGGACUGAAGAAUAUAUAUCUGCUGCUCUGUAAAUGUGUCUGUACAUUGCAUCUCUGGAUUCAUGUUACAUUUAGAAGUACUGUCAUCAUUCAUCAAUACCAUGUUACUUGAUUUGUUCA
Brachypodium distachyon (stiff brome) is the source of this 2344-nucleotide messenger RNA. RefSeq names its product patellin-3. Gene Ontology annotation, molecular function: lipid binding. The transcript is spliced from 4 exons. The record is from RefSeq and is a predicted model, not a curated record. The coding region runs from base 226 to 1983 and encodes 585 amino acids. Lineage: Eukaryota; Viridiplantae; Streptophyta; Magnoliopsida; Poales; Poaceae.